AUGUCGUACGGCAACCAGGAAAACCAAUGUUCUGUUCCUCACCCAUACGGUUAUCGAUACAACACACAUCGAUCAUCGAACUCAAAUAACAAUUCUUCGUCAUCUUCAGCAUCGUCCUCGAUCGGAUUGAAUUCACCAAUGAGCUUACCACCGCUUUUACCUGAAGACGAUCACGAAGAUCUAUCACCUGCAAGUUCCACUUCCAUCUUAACUCCCACAGGUCCUGACCCAACUAUCAUGUCUACACCCAAAAUGGGCUCUGAUCAUUCAAUGCUUUCUUCAAUGUCACAACAACCUACACCUAAACUCAUCAUUCCCUCCGCGACUACUUCUUCGAGGUUCGCUUUACUACCUCCUCAUAAUCCCCUUCGAUCCAAAAUGUACAGUAUACCCGAAACAACAAGCUUGACUGUUAGCCCACCCAGUCCAGCUCAUACUCCCAAAGGUCAUCCUCUGGAUGGUAAAAACAGAAGGGACUACUUCGCUUAUAAUUCAAUAACCAAAACUCAUCCCAUAACCAAUCCGUAUGGAACUGACAAUCCAUCUUAUUCAACAUCACUAUCUUAUCUACUUCGGAUUCCUAGGCGACUUCGACCAUUUUUAUUGGUUGGAGUAUGUCUCUUCACUCUGACUUUGGUUUUCAUGAACCGAGCGAUAACACAGGCGAAUCACAUGGACCACAUUUUACAUCAGAGAGAUCUUGCAUCUGAUAGAAGGUAUUCCCCUCUGGCCCAAACAGGUGAUCAACAUCCCUUGAUCAUGUCAGAAGAGAUUGAUCACGCUCGUCAAGCAGAAGCUGCUGUUCAAAGUAUCGUACCUCUCAGAAAAGGAUUACAAUUCGAGAACGAGCAGGAAGAGUUGGCAGCUUUGAUCAGCUUUGUUACUUCUACCACAUCCAACGCGCUUCCGGCACUUGAUCCUACUAAAACUCUAAACCCAAACAUCGUGUUGGAUUUCGAUCCCACUCAUCCUAAUGCCAAGGAAGAUCUGGCUCUUCUCCAAAACGAUAUCAACGCAAUGUACCCAAUCAUUUUGAUUGGUAAAAUGAGGGAUCCAUGGCAUAGAGAAGUUAAAAGGAUGUUGGCAGAAUACAAAAUUACUCCUGCACCUUUAGUGAUCGAUGUCGAUCAAAGAAAGGAUCAUUCAACGAUCACACCUCUACUAGCCAGAUUGUUGGAUACACAAGAGCUACCUCAAUUGGUUCUACAUGGUAAAAGUUUAGGAUCAUAUCAUGAUGUAUUAAAUCUCAGGGAUGAAGGAAUAUUAAGGGAGAAACUCGAGGAGUCGGGUUCAAUCACUGUGAAAGAUCUGAAAAGAAAGAAGAAGGGAAGUAGGGAGAAAGAAAGAAUCGAAUUAGAAAGAGUAUUAAAACCCGCUCCUAUCGUGGCUCAUUGA
This is a messenger RNA of Kwoniella shivajii, 1395 nucleotides long. RefSeq lists its product as uncharacterized. The transcript has 3 exons. Bases 1 to 1395 code for a protein of 464 amino acids. The record is from RefSeq and is a predicted model, not a curated record. NCBI's taxonomy places the organism in Eukaryota, Fungi, Basidiomycota, Tremellomycetes, Tremellales, Cryptococcaceae.